CCAUCAUGUUAGGUCUAGCAGCAUCUAUAUAUAACAGAAGGUGAUACUACGCAACAUAGCUCUGCAGAAUAAAACGGACACAUAUAUCCCAUCCCAGAAUAGAAGAGAAAAAGCAUGGUGUCCUCAAACUAGAAUGAUCCAUCUAUAUAUCUGCACCCACAAAAUCCCCAGCCUAGCCUCCCUCAACCAAAAAGGUCACCGGGGCCAUAUCAUCAACCUUGUGCCAUUGUCCGUUGUUGGUCACAUACAUGCCUGAUGCGUCACAUGUUUCUGUUACCGUAACGAUCAAAUCACCGGUCGGACGUCGCGUCGCUUAAUUUCGUGCUCAAUCACCGGUCUGGAACGUCACGUCGUGCUCAAUCCGUCACGUCGAUAUUGUGCCUCCGGUUGAUCCAUCUUCUUCAUCAAAACCCUCCUCUCAGGUUCCGUUACUGUCUUCUGUCCUUGUUAGGCCACCCAUGGAGCUUUCUUCAAUUAUGCAAGUAAUUAUUCCAGUUCCAUCCAAUAGAAGAAAAGAAAUGGGAAAAAUGAUAAUGUGGGAUGAGAUAUAUUGAUGCCUUUGUCUGGUUUUGUUUGUACGUUUGGACAAGAAUCUCAGAAUCACCAAAAAAGCCAGAGGCCCCAGCCCUCAUUUUCCGCCAUCAAAAUCUACAAAUCCUCUCACCCUCUCACACCUUUCCUCUUCUUCUUUCUUUCUUUCUCUACUUCCUUCAAUUUCUGUCCCUCCCAACCAAAAUGGGCUGCUUUCUUUUUCUCUCUCUCAAGCCCACCGCCGCCGCCUCCUCCUCCUCCGCCGCUUUCUUUGUUCUUUUUCUAAUCACACUCCUCUCUUUUCUCUCCACACCCUCCAAUGCCGACCCCGACAGCCCCAAACUCGGCGACAUUGCCACCACCUUCCCAGCCUCGCCGCCUAGCGAUGAAGACACCGUGGACUCCGCCAUCAAGCCCAACUCCUUCCGCCCCAGCAUAAUCGUCAUCGUCGGAGUCCUCACCACGCUCUUCACCCUCACUUUCCUCCUCCUCCUCUACGCCAAGCACUGCAAGCGCGGCAGCUUCGUCGUCAACUCCUCCGGCGGCCCUCCCCGCGCUGCGGCGCUCCGUAAAAACUCUGGCAUCGACCGCACCGUCGUCGAGUCCCUCCCGGUCUUCCGGUUUGGGUCGCUCCGCGGGCACAAGGACGGGCUGGAAUGCGCUGUCUGCCUGACCCGGUUCGAGCCCACCGAGGUCCUCCGCCUCCUACCGAAAUGCAAGCACGCCUUCCACGUGGAAUGCGUCGACACGUGGCUCGACGCCCACUCGACCUGCCCGCUCUGUCGCUACCGGGUCGACCCGGAAGACAUUCUCCUCAUCGAAGAGACCCGCUUCCUCCCCCACCAGAACAGCAGCCACCCCCAGACUCCCGCUCCGCCGCACCAAAACGACGUUGUCAUCGACAUCGAAAACGACAGCAGCCACCCUGGCUUCCGCCGCGUCUCCGGCCGCCACUCGUCCGCCUUGGAGCGGCAGCCCGGCUCCUCCAACGACAAUACAUCCUCCUUCCGGCGGUCCUUCGACAGCUGGACCUGGUUCCGGAAAAAGACCGAACCCACCUCCACCUCCACCUCCGCCGCCGGAGGCAUCGACCGUCCGAGAAAAGACGGCCUUCUUUUACCGCAAGAGAAAACACGACUAGAGCACAGAAUCAUAGUCUCCUCCCCAAGAUCAAGCAACACCGGUAACAAUAACGGAAACAGUAACGGCGUGAACCAGCGGUGGAGCGACGUGGAGGCCUCGGAUCUUCUGUACCUGCAGUCGGAAAUGAUCAUGAGCGAUAGCGACGUGACACGUCAGCGGCAGCAGCAGGGUGAGGUAGCGUCGCGCAGUGGCAAUGGGGCCGUUAUUAAUGGGGGGAGUGGGAGUGGCAGAGGCGUAAUAAGUGAGAGAAGCGUGUCGGAAAUCACGGGGCUGAGCAGGUUCGCGAGCAGAGGGAGCGGUAGUAAUGACAGAAGCAGCAAUCAUCAUAAUAAUACCAACACUAAUCACCGGAGCCAAACCCAAAACCAAAACCGGCAGCAACAGCGACAGCUCAAACUCGCUUCCAGGUGGGUGGCCUGGAUUUCGUCCCACCACUCACGGCUACCGCCACCUGUACGGCCAGAUCGCCAAAAAACUCCUCCUCCGCCACCUCCACCGCCAUUACCGUCGACUGUACCCACCGGUUGAGUUCCUCUCUCUCAACCCUUUUGUGUUUAGUUAUACACAAGACGACGGAGAGGUGAGAUAUGAAAGGCGACAAGUGCACAACCCGGUAAGUUCCAAAAGGGUUUCUGAUUGUUUCGGGUUCUGGGGAAGUGAAGUGAAGUGGAAUCGGGGGAGAGUUGUCGUAGCGUGAUAAUUGUUUGAAAUAGAUGGGAAAGGAUGGUUGGCGCUAGAAGUUAGAAAAUUAGAUACACAGGCAGAGGGAUAGAUAUUCCAGACAACCACGGACGCCGAGACGGCACGUGGAUUUUCUGAUACAGAAAAAAUUGUACUUUGGGUUUUGGGUGUUGGCCAUUUUGCAUGUGUAGAGAUAUUCUUAUUCUUCUAGAAUAAUUUAGUGUACUUGAUUAGCUCAUUUUAUUUGGAUUAGAUACUUGGAUCAGAGGGUUUUGAUCUUAU
This is a messenger RNA of Argentina anserina (silverweed cinquefoil), 2637 nucleotides long. RefSeq names its product RING-H2 finger protein ATL43. The record is from RefSeq and is a predicted model, not a curated record. Lineage: Eukaryota; Viridiplantae; Streptophyta; Magnoliopsida; Rosales; Rosaceae. The transcript has a single exon. Bases 541 to 2202 code for a protein of 553 amino acids.